Molecule: messenger RNA, 348 nt
Organism: Cooperia oncophora
Lineage: Eukaryota; Metazoa; Nematoda; Chromadorea; Rhabditida; Trichostrongylidae
Source: the annotation of a GenBank genome assembly
AUGUUGAAACUCGCUCGUGGUAGCUCCAACUUUUCUGUUUCAAGCAUUGAUUACGACUGUCCGCCAAGACCGAAAAGAGAGGCUCAAAAAAGAAAGGGUGUUCAUUUCAAUGAUGACUUGGAAGUCCACGAUGUGGGGCCGAGUACUAUGUCCACGUCAACUUUCCUUAGGCAAAAAGGCAUGGCAUGGAACUCGCUAGCUAGAACAUUUGGUUGUGAAGAAGAAUUAGGAAAAGACGAUGCUAUGGUGAUGAAUGAGUUGCUCAAUCUUUGCAGCUUUUGGUCGGAUAGUGAGCCUAUUUUCAGAGGUGAGAAUUCAGUCCGUAUCCGUAAAAAUUACAUGAAAUGA